Harpegnathos saltator (Jerdon's jumping ant) is the source of this 885-nucleotide messenger RNA. Its product is annotated as odorant receptor Or2. Bases 1 to 879 code for a protein of 292 amino acids. The record is from RefSeq and is a predicted model, not a curated record. Gene Ontology annotation, molecular function: odorant binding; olfactory receptor activity. Gene Ontology annotation, biological process: detection of chemical stimulus involved in sensory perception of smell; sensory perception of smell. NCBI's taxonomy places the organism in Eukaryota, Metazoa, Arthropoda, Insecta, Hymenoptera, Formicidae. Gene Ontology annotation, cellular component: plasma membrane. The transcript is spliced from 5 exons.
AUGAUCGCCGACGAUUGGUUAAAAAUCAAAACCAACAAAGAAUUGAAUACCAUGAUAAAAAAUGCACAGAAUGCCCGUGCCAUCAUUAUGUUUGGAUAUUUUCUCAUGGUUGUAGGCUUCACUUUAUUAGCAAUUCUACCUUGCUUUGGGAAAUCAAUGAGAUAUAUCACAAAUAUCACUGACCCGGAUAAAAUCUUGCCACUUCAAACCUACUAUUUAUAUGACAAAAAUCAAAGUCCAUACUUUGAGUUCACAUUCGCAGCACAAUGCCUCAUAAUCUUAAUAGCUGGUGCAUCUUACAGCGGCGUAGAUAACUUGCUUGGAUUAUUGAUAUUUCAUUUAUGCGGUCAAAUAGAGAAUCUUAAAGAACGGUUAAUCAACAUAAGACAUAAAACAUUUAACAAUGGUAUCGCUUUCAUCGUCAAGGAUCAUAUACGACUGAUCAAAUAUUUCAAUAUUGUUGAAAGCACUUUUACCCUAUUAUUGCUCGCGUUGCUACUUUAUUUCGGCAUUUUAUUCUGUCUAUAUGGCUUCUUAAUCAUUACAAUAUUGACAGAAAGGAGAGAAAUGUCGAUGAUGCGUUUUAUAUAUCUCAUCUCUGUCGUGUUAAACAUUUGCGGCCACAUGGGUCUAUAUUGUGUAGUAGGUGAGAUUCUGGUAACGCAAUGCGAAGGUAUAUAUUACGCUGCAUAUAAUUAUGAAUGGUACGAAUUGAAACCAGAAGAAGGUAAAACUUUGCUUUUAAUAAUGAUUCGAGCUAGCAAACCUUUAUACAUCACAGCUGGGAAAAUGUUUCCAAUGACGUUAUCAAUGUUCUGCAAUUUGAUAAAAACAUCAGCUGGUUAUGUAUCGGUUCUACUUGCCAGACAAAGUUUGUAAAACCAA